AUGGGAAGGGGCUUUUUGCUUCUCCCAACUCCCUUGCUUAGCCGGCAGACGAAUUCACACCAUACUGUGCCCUUACUUCUAGAAGCCGUCACAUCGCCAGGUUGCUCAAUCCGGCCAACGUCCGACAUAUUGAAGCCAAAGCCAGAUUUACCACAAAGCACAUAUUGCCACAAUUCAAUUACCAUGCCCGACCCCUCCAGCAAGAGAGGCUCAAACCACCAACCAAACGAAUAUACUUCCCUCCUCUCCAGGCCUAUCGACGAUGGGCCACCACGAAACAAUUCCGAAGAAGAUGAAAGCCCAUUCUCACGAGCUCUCAUCCUCGCUGAGUUCUGGGUCUUGCUGAAAGACUCAACCCCCGUAAUACUAGCCUACACUCUGCAAAACAGCCUCCAAACAGUAUCAGUGUUGAUCAUCGGUCGCUCAUCACCGGAGAACCUUGCAGCAAGUGCUUUCUCGCAGAUGUUUGCGAUGGUUACAGCGUGGAUGAUUGCUUUGGGAGGUACCACGGCUAUGGAUACACUCGCCUCCUCCUCGUUCACAGGAAGCUCUAAUAAACAUGAUUUGGGAAUUCUGCUACAGCGGGGUUUCUUAAUCUUAGGUCUUCUUUAUAUACCCGUUGCUGUCUUAUGGGCUUUUUCAGAACCUGUUUUUUUGUUCCUUGGACAGGAUCCUCGACUUUCGCAUGAUAGCGCGAUGUUCUUGACUUGUUUGAUUCCUGGGGGUUUGGGAUAUAUUUACUUUGAGGUUAUGAAGAAGUAUCUUCAAGCUCAAGGAAUCAUGCGAGCUGGAACAUACGUACUGCUGGUUAUAUUACCAUUAAAUGCUGGUCUCAACUUCCUAUUCUGCUACACAUUCGAGAUGGGCCUCUUAGGCGCACCUCUCGCAACCGGACUCUGCUACUGGCUCGCAUUUGCAUUGCUAGUUCUCUACGCACGCUUCAUCAGCGGCUCAGAGUGCUGGGGCGGAUGGUCUCGUGAGACAUUCCAAAACAUUCAUACAUUUGCGCGACUUGCUCUCCUAGGCGUUGUGCACGUUGGAACAGAAUGGUGGGCAUUUGAGAUCGUCGCCUUAGCAGCUGGGCGUCUGGGCACUGUCUCACUUGCUGCUCAGAGUGUAAUUAUGACAGCCGAUCAAGUUCUCAAUACGAUCCCUUUCGGAAUUGGGGUAGCGACAUCCGGCCGCGUCGGUAGGCUACUAGGAAAACGGGACCAUACCGGUGCAGCGCGGGCAGCGCAUAUCUCUGCCGUGCUGAGCGUGGUUUUUGGCGGUUUUGUGCUAGCUAUUCUUGUCGGGACGCGCGACCACUUUGCCAAGAUCUUCAAUGAUGAUUCGAGUGUUGUGAGUCUUACGGCUGAGGUCUUGCCGUAUGUGGCGCUUUUCCAGAUUGCCGACGGGCUUAAUGGGAGUUGUGGGGGAAGUCUGAGAGGAAUGGGACGGCAGCAUGUGGGUGCUUUGGUUAAUUUGGUGAGUUAUUACUGUGGUGCAUUGCCGUUGGGAAUUUGGCUUGCGUUUCAUGGUUGGGGCCUUAAGGGUCUGUGGGUUGGGCAGUGUAUUGCUUUGUAUUUGGUUGGAGCUUUUGAGUGGGUUAUUGUUGCGCGCAGUCGGUGGGAUACUGAGGUGCAGAAGGCUUUCCAGCGCAUGGGUGUACAUGAGACUAUGGAGGAUGGGAUUUGA
Penicillium egyptiacum is the source of this 1677-nucleotide messenger RNA. Lineage: Eukaryota; Fungi; Ascomycota; Eurotiomycetes; Eurotiales; Aspergillaceae. The record is from the annotation of a GenBank genome assembly.